AUGGAUCAGUAUACUCUUCGAAGUGUGCUGCCACCGUUAUUGAAUUGUCACAGUUAUACCACAAAAGAGAGGCUUGAAAAAGCUGAAUCAGACGAGCUUUCAAAUUUAAAGAAACCAAAGGGCAGAAGAGGGACGAUAGAUACAAGUGACUAUGAGUCUGACGACGAAGCUACCAAUUCAUGUUUAGCGGAUGAAGACCCCCUACUUUUACAUGAGGAUGACCUCUUCGAUACAACACUAAUGUCUUCAUCUCCGACCAAUACUAAAGUGAAUUCAGCGGCUAAUUAUUUCCAAAAUCUGAAAAAUAUUUCCAAUAAUUUGGAGAGUGAAAGAUAUCUUGGAGAUAUUCGAGUUAAGGUUGCUAUUCUCGGUACGGGAUUACAUUCUUUGCACCCAUUGGAUCAUGAAUUCAAUCACUAUAAAGAAUUUAUAGAGCCUUCCACUGCAUUUGGACACGUCAAAUAUUCUCGUCAUGAUUUUCGUAUGGCUUCUUUGCUUCGCAAAGUAGCACCUUUUUGUGAGAUAUACAUUGCUCGUGUGUUUGAUGGAGGACCCAUAGAGUUGAAUUCUGCUAUCCCUGCUGCAAAGGCAAUCAUUCAUGCUAGAGAUGUAUGGAAACUCGACAUCAUUUCAAUGUCAUUUGGGUUCAAGGACGAGAAUGCAGAACUGCUUAAGGCGAUUAAUGAUACUCAUAAUACCUUGAUAUUUGCAGCUGCCUCCAAUUAUGGCGCAAACGAGGAUCCUCCAAUUAGAUUUCCGGCGCGAAUGAAGGAUCGGGUGAUUUGCAUCAACGCCGCAGAUGGUUAUGGGAAUCCCUCAGAAUGCAAUCCUCCUAAUCCAAAACGAGAAAAUUUUAGUGUUUUAGGAGAAGCUGUGCCUCUGGACGGUGAACUCGUUACAGGCUCGAAGCCUAGUGUGAAAUAUGGCUGCGGAACAUCAAUGGAAACUCAGAUCGCAGCUGGUGUGGCAGCGCUUGUACUUGAGUUUGCACGACAAGACCAAGACAGGCCACAUAGAGUCCGAGAUGUAGAAUCUCUCAGGACUAAAUGUGGUAUGUCUGCUGUUCUACGUGCCAUGACUAAGGGGGGGGCGAGAAAGGAGGUUAUAACUUCAUAG
Molecule: messenger RNA, 1116 nt
Organism: Sclerotinia borealis F-4128
Lineage: Eukaryota; Fungi; Ascomycota; Leotiomycetes; Helotiales; Sclerotiniaceae
Source: the annotation of a GenBank genome assembly